UCUUCUCGCUCCUCUUACUCUCGUACGUUUUUUAUUUUUAUUUUUUAUUUUUUUUUUCAUUUCUCUUUCUAGCCCCAUGAAAGCGAAAUCGAACUGCGCGAAACAAAAAUAUUAACGAGUCUAAGAAAACGGAUCCCAAACAAUAACUGAACCCUAACCCUAGAAAACGGGGCUUAUCCUCUUCUUCAAUUCUCCUUCAAUCCGAAACCGAAUACGACUUCGAUUAGGUUUCUCACUUUCUCUCCACUGCUACAGGAUUUUACGAUAGGGUUUUCAAUUUUUAUAAUGGAAUGCUUUCGUUCAUUUGUACCUUGUUGUUGCCGGCGAUGACCGGGGAACGAUGUUACCGGCGAAAGAACAUGGCGGGGGAAGAAGGUUCUACCGCCGUCGUCGAGGAGAGGACAUAUCCGGCAUAUUUUCCGGCGGACCGAUCGGAACUUCCACACGAGUCCGCCGCGGUCAAGAUGGAUUACUUCACGCAGGCGAGGAAAGCGCUUAGCGAACGCUCUCCUCAUGAUGCCGCCGAGGAAACUUCGACUUCUGCUGUGGUUACUCUGCCGAGUGGGUUGGCAAGUUUGUUAAACCGCAACGGUGAUAACCGGAAGCGCAACAAGAAGUCCCAUGCCGGUGGCGGUGAUAAGAAGAAAAAGAAAUCGUCUAGAGCGAGUGAUAAGUUGCGCUGUUCCAACGUUUGGGUUGAAACGGAGGAGUAUUUCAGGGACUUAACUUUGUCUGAUAUUGAUACCUUGUUCGAGGUUACUUCUUCUGAUAGUUUAGCUUCUCGUGAGUGUUUUACUAUUCCGCAUUUGGGAAAUGCUCGUAGGUUGAAUGUAGUCAUUAAUAGUGAGGAUGAGAAGAAGGUUGAUCCAAUGUUAAAUAUAGUUAGUAGUGAGAAUGGGGACAAGGCUGUUGAAGAUGCUAACAAUGAGAACGGUUCAUUGGUAAUUGAGUUAAUUGACGUUGCUGCAUUGGAAAGAGCUUUGCCUCAGGAUGACAAUAAUUGUAAUGCUUAUGAUGAUUCUUGUGUUAGUUUAGAGUGGUUUUUAGGUUGUAGGGAUAAAAUUUCGUUAACUUCCGAGCGUCCAUCCAAGAAAAGAAAGCUUUUGGGUGGCGAUGCUGGGUUGGAGAAAGUUUUAAUGACUAUUCCUUGUGAUGGGGACCAACUUUAUUGUCAUUAUUGUGGCAGGGGAGACUCUGGCAGAGAUUCCAAUCAGUUAAUAGUCUGUGCAUCUUGUAAAGUCGCAGUUCAUCGGAAGUGCUAUGGUAUACAAGGUGAUGUAGAUGAGUCUUGGUUGUGCUCUUGGUGUGAGCAAAAGGGUGAUGUUGAUGACUCGGCAAGUCCUUGUGUUCUUUGCUCGAAGAAGGGUGGCGCUUUAAAACCAGUUAAUAGUGUUGUUGAAAGUGUUGGGUCUGUCCAGUUUGUGCACCUGUAUUGUUCUCUGUGGAUGCCGGAGGUUUAUAUUGAUGAUUUGAAGAAGAUGGAGCCUGUUAUGAACGUGGGAGGCAUCAAGGAAACCCGAAGAAAAUUGAUCUGUAAUGUUUGCAAAUUGAAAUGUGGUGCAUGUCUUCGGUGUAGUCAUGGAUCCUGCAGAACUUCUUUCCACCCUUUAUGUGCUAGGGAAGCUAGACAUAGAAUGGAGGUUUGGGCAAAGUACGGUAAUGAUAAUAUUGAAUUGCGGGCUUUUUGCUUGAAACACUCAGAUCUACAGGGAAGCAGAAACAUCUUGCCAUUGGGAGGCUCUAUUGCAGUUGGCAGUGAAUUUUCAGAAGCUAACGACCUUCCAGUGACACUGCCAGUGAAAAGUGAACACAAUGUUAAAAUUGGUUGCAGCAACGGAGGAGGGUUGGAGUCUGAUAGUAAUCCAGACAAGUUGAACCAUAAUGAUGAACCUCCCGAAGGAGGAUUGUCUGUCUGUAGGAUUAAUGCUCACAAUAUGUUGGGAUGUGGUGCUGCCCCACCACAUAAUAUUGGAGGGGCUGUGAGAACCAUCGACAAUGUUGAUGCCUCUGAUUCCCCCAGUUUUGCACUUGUUUUGAAGAAGUUGAUAGAUCGGGGGAAAGUUGAUGUAAAAGAUGUGGCAUUGGAGAUUGGCAUUUCACCAGAUACACUAACUGCGAAUAUCAAUGAAGACUAUAUGGCCCCUGAUGUGCAACACAAAAUAGUCAAUUGGCUAAAAGCCCAUGUGUAUACUGGUGCAUUUCAUAAAAGCCUAAAAGCCAAAUUCAAACCGGCCAAUGUAUCUAUGGAUGAAAGCGGAGCUUCAGAUGGUUCUGAUACUUUACCAAUAUCUGAUUCAGGCUUGUUGGAUCCUGUUGCUGUUAAUGUUAAAUCUGUACCACCAAGGAGAAGAACUAUCAAUAACAUUAGGAUUUUGAAGGACAAUAAAGUGAUAUGCUCAUCGGAGGGGGUUACUAUUGAGAAUGGGUUGUCAAUUGACAAAUUCCCAGUUUGUCAGCCUGAGUGUGAAAAUCCAGGAAGUUCUGACAAAGCAUCAAUUCCUGAUGCCACUGAAACGAAUAUAAUCAAGUCUGAAGAUAUAUUUCAUGAGAAUCAAGGCAAUGCUGACGAACUCUACAAAUCCAGCUUAUCUGUUUGCGUAUCAGAACAGAAGCCUAUUGCUUGUUUGCAGAAUGCGUCUAUGCUUUCUGAUCAGCACUAUACAGCUCAUUCUGCUUCAGAAACACCCAUUUCUGGUUUCAUAAAAAUGGAUGCAAUCUCAAGUUACAUUCACCCAUACAUUGACAAGAAAUUGAUGCAGAUUCGUGAUGGUUUGCCCAUGGGGGAUAUUUUAGCAGGUUCAAGUGGCUACAUAAAUUCUUUGGUUGACUCCUCUGGGACUAGUGGCUGCUCCAGUAGCGAAAAUCAGCAAUUAAUUUGCACUGACGUUGCCAUGCCUGAUCUAGCAAAGAUGGAGCAGUUGGUUCGAGAUGAAAACAUGCGACUUAUGGAAUUUUAUUCAGAAGACGAGUUGGAAGGGGAACUUAUACAUUUUCAGUAUAGAUUACUGCAGAAAGCAGUUGCAAAGAAGAGGCUUACUGAAAACUUGGUCCACAAUGUUGCCGAGAGUUUGCCUCAGGAGAUUGAUAAAACACAUCAACAAAGAUGGGAUGCUGUGAUUGUUAAUCAAUAUUUGCGUGAUCUUAAGGAGGCAAAAAAACAGGGUAGAAAAGAAAAAAAGAACAAGGAAGCGCAGGCAGUGUUGGCGGCUGCAACUGCUGCAGCAGCAGCAUCUUCUAGGGUUUCUUCUUUCCGAAAAGACACCAUAGAUGAAUCUGUGCAACAGGAGAAUUCAUUGAAGCUAAAUGCUUUAAGUGGGCGGACUGGGGGAUGUUCUCAGCCAAUGCCACGAGCCAAAGAGACUCUUUCGAGAGUUGCUGUCACUAGAGCUUCAUCAGAGAAAUAUUCGGAUUUCUGUCUGCCAAGCUCAGAUUUUUCUAAGGAGCAACGUAAAUCAUGUGAUAUCUGCCGUCGGUUUGAGAAUAUGUUAAAUCCUAUCCUAGUCUGCUCUGGUUGCAAGGUUGCAGUGCACUCAGUUUGCUAUCGUAGUGUGAAAGAAACAACAGGUCCAUGGUACUGUGAAUUAUGUGAAGAUCUAUUGUCCAGAAGUUGUGGGGCAUCUGCUAUAAAUAGCUGGGAGAAGCCUUAUGUCGUUGCCGAAUGUGCUCUCUGCGGUGGUACAACUGGUGCUUUUAGGAAGUCAUCUAAUGGUCAAUGGGUUCAUGCCUUCUGUGCUGAGUGGCUUUUGGAGUCUACAUUUAGAAGAGGGCAGAUAAAUACUAUCGAAGGAAUGGAGGCUGUGCCAAAAGGAGUUGAUGUUUGUUGCAUCUGCCACCACAAGCAUGGUGUAUGUAUGAAGUGUUGCUAUGGCCAUUGCCUGACCACAUUCCAUCCAUCCUGUGCUAGAAGUGCUGGUUUGUUCAUGGUUGUGAGGACUGUUGGGGGCAAGAUUCAACACAAGGCUUACUGUGAAAAGCAUAGUUCGGAGCAGAGAGCAAAGGCUGAAACACAAAAACAUGGAGUUGAAGAGUUAAAAAGUAUCAAGCAAAUUAGGGUGGAACUUGAGAGAUUACGUCUCCUCUGUGAAAGAAUUGUCAAGCGGGAAAAAAUAAAGCGGGAGUUGGUUCUAUGCUCACAUGACAUACUUGCCUUUAAAAGAGAUCAUGUUGCUAGGUCUGUGCUUGUUCACAGUCCUUUUGUCCUUCCUGAUGGUAGUUCAGAAUCAGCUACAACAUCCCUUAAAGUGACCACUGAGGGAUACAGAUCAUGCAGUGAAGCGGUCCAAAGAUCAGAUGAUGUAACUGUGGAUAGCUCAGUUUCUGCUGAGCACCGUGUUAAAGUUGCCGUAUCCAUGGACACAGACCCAAAAUUGGAUGAUGACUGCUCAACCUCCCAAAGUCACUAUAACCACAAGAUUCCAGAGAAGAUGCAAUUUUCUGGCAAACAGAUUCCUCGUAGAGCUUCUGCUACGUCGCACAAUAUCUCCGAGGAGGGUGGAUGGAGAUCCAAACCUCGAAAGUUACAGACUACUGAACCAUUUGGAAAAGAGCUUGUUAUGACGUCAGAUGAAGCAUCUAUGAAGAAUUCAAUGCUACCUAAAGGAUAUGCAUAUGUUCCCGCGGAUUGCUUGUCAAAUGACAAGCAGUCUAACGAGGAUAUAUAUGCUAGUGGACCAGGGGAACCUGAUGGGUAGUGUAUUGUAUCCCAACCUGGUUUUUUCUUUUCGCCCACGAGGCUGACAUCCACAAUAUACGAUGCCAUGCCAUUUUGCACGUGGAAUUGUAUUUUAGUAUGGCAAAAUGUAGGAACAGGGCUCUGGUCACUGUAUUGUUGCAGAACGUUGCAUUCUGCUCUGACGAGGGGAAGUUUUGUUAACGUUGUUGUACAUUCGUUGUGAGUGUAAGCUGUACAGUGGAUGAGCAUUUCUUGCAUUUACUUGUAUUUGGAAGGGCGUGCAUUCCGUUUAUGGACACUCGUGUGAGGGAACAGAAGCAUUCCCUCUUGUAAAACAUAUACAAGGGAAUAUCAGGAAACCACCUGUUUUUAUGUAAAGUUGAUGUACAUAUUUUUACAGUCGCAUUAAUUCUGAUAGGGCUCGUGCUUGGCAUCAGAUUGUACCGAGCAUAUAAAUUAUGUAACCUUGAACCUCUUUUUUUUCUUCUUUCUUAUACUGCAUUCUAAUUGAGUUUAAUUAAUGCUGAUUUUCUUUUGUAAUCAUUGACUGCUACAUUUCACUAUAUUUUAAUGUAGAAUACAACCAUAAGCAUUUGAGCUCGUUUCGUAGCUCAACCUUUGGCAUUAA
Molecule: messenger RNA, 5300 nt
Organism: Cicer arietinum (chickpea)
Lineage: Eukaryota; Viridiplantae; Streptophyta; Magnoliopsida; Fabales; Fabaceae
Biological process (GO): regulation of transcription by RNA polymerase II
Source: RefSeq, a predicted model, not a curated record